This is a messenger RNA of Geodia barretti, 336 nucleotides long. The record is from the annotation of a GenBank genome assembly. NCBI's taxonomy places the organism in Eukaryota, Metazoa, Porifera, Demospongiae, Tetractinellida, Geodiidae.
AUGACCCCCGAUGGAACACGGGUCAAGAUUGAGUGUACACCCCCCGGUCAUUUUCAAGGCUGGGCAAACGUAAUCCACGGUGGAAUCUUGAGUACACUCCUCGAUGAAGCAAUUACCUAUGUGGGUAUUGCCAGUUUUGAUGGACCUGCGGUAACAGCGCAACUUGAGGUCCGAUUCAAGAAGCCAGCGAUGGCAGGCGAUAAAUUGAUUGUUACAGCCAAUCGAGUUAAAAUGGGUAAGCGUCUCAUUGAGGUUGAAGCACACAUUGAUUCAGAAGAUGGCGAACGAAUUGUUGAAGGAAGCGGAAAGGUGAUGAAAGUCAUUGGUGAUUUUUAA